ACAUAGAAAAAUGAAAAUCAGGAAAGAGCAAAAUUUGAGAAGUUAGCGCCGAAUGGAAUUAUAAGCGGGCAUCGUGAAAUUUCGAAAGAUUUGGGAAGGCGGUGAUGGGGCAUUUAAAUAGGGGAGAUACAUCUUCACAAUUUGAUUAGCAGCAUUAUAAAACCCUAGUCAAGCGAAGCGUCGUCUUGUUUAAUCAACCAAACCUAAUUCAAUUCAAUGGCGCGUACCAAGCAAACCGCUCGUAAAUCCACCGGAGGAAAAGCCCCCAGGAAGCAACUCGCUACCAAGGCUGCAAGGAAAUCAGCUCCGACUACUGGUGGAGUGAAGAAGCCCCAUCGUUAUCGCCCUGGAACUGUUGCUCUUCGUGAAAUUCGCAAGUACCAGAAGAGUACUGAACUACUCAUUCGUAAGCUCCCCUUCCAACGCCUUGUCCGUGAAAUUGCGCAAGACUUCAAGACGGAUUUGCGCUUCCAGAGUCAUGCUGUACUUGCUCUUCAGGAGGCUGCUGAAGCUUAUCUUGUUGGCUUGUUUGAGGACACAAAUCUCUGUGCUAUCCAUGCUAAACGAGUCACCAUCAUGCCCAAGGACAUUCAGCUAGCAAGGCGUAUCCGUGGUGAAAGGGCUUAAAGCGGAUGGUUGCUUGUUUUAUGUUUUUGUCUAUUAGUUCUCUGGUUCCUUGAAGUUUAUUAGCUCAACUAUUUAAACUUAUGCUGUUAUGUGACUUGAAGACUCGUUGAACUCGUUAUGUUUAACUUUUGGGUAUGUCAAAGAUGUGCUAUUACUUAA
Molecule: messenger RNA, 786 nt
Organism: Daucus carota subsp. sativus
Lineage: Eukaryota; Viridiplantae; Streptophyta; Magnoliopsida; Apiales; Apiaceae
Product: histone H3.3
Exons: 4
Coding region: 217-627 (136 amino acids)
Cellular component (GO): nucleosome; nucleus
Molecular function (GO): protein heterodimerization activity; structural constituent of chromatin; DNA binding
Source: RefSeq, a predicted model, not a curated record